UUGCCUUCAGCUGGCAUGUUGCAGAACAGGUUUGGAGUCACCCUACCUGCCAGUACCGAGAAAGCUCCCUCUGAGGUUCCAUUGCUACUCCCGUGUUUCUAGAAGUCUGAAAGGAGUAAGAGACGUUAUCAUCAUUUGAGGCUUUGACGGAUGGGUCAGUCUGAAGCCCGGGGGUGUAGCUGUGUUGGACAGCUGUUUUCUUUGAUGGCAGGCCUGCCAGCCCUCUGGAUCGUGGUUCUGUCUCUACUCCAGACGGGCCAUUGCUAUGUCCGAUACCAACAAGCACCAGGAGGCCCAGUGUUUUUGGAUGGGCAGUCAGCAGCAUCUUUCAUGUCUCGCUCCUUGCUCUAUAACAAGUGGGACUUUGAGCUGGUGGUGAAAGACAACUUGGAGAGGGAGUGCAUAGAAGAGAUCUGCGACUAUGAGGAGGCUAGAGAAGUUUUUGAGGAUGAUCAGCAAACGAUGGACUAUUGGAAGGACUAUACAAACAAUCAUGCAACUGACUCCAGGGUGGACGUUUCUGGGUUGGUGGCAGGAAUCAUGGCCAUCGUGGUCACAGCUAUCAUCGCCACAGUCCUCGGAGUCUACUGCUACAGAAACAAGAAGAAGCCUGGGAUGAGGUCGGGCCGUGCUCCAGUAAGAAUAGCAGGAGAGGCGGGCCCAGUCCCAGAGGCGAUGCCCCUGUCUGUGAUGAUCCCACCACCACCUUUACCCAGCUAUAAUGAUGCUUUGCACCAGAGUGGGCAGCAUGAUGCCCCCCCACCACCUUAUUCAGGGGGGGCGCCAUCGGAGCCCGCUGAACCAGGAGACAACUAAUGAGAGAUGUGGCCCUGGGAGCGUCUUUUUUCUGUACCUGGUGGCGAUCUGAGUGAACUUUGCUAUCCCUGUGUUUCCUGUUGCUUGUUGUGUCAUGAUGAGUGUGUAUUUAUGUUAAAACACAGGCCCCAGGAUGCUCACUCCUGGUUAAACAAUGUGUACACUGGA
Fundulus heteroclitus (mummichog) is the source of this 984-nucleotide messenger RNA. RefSeq names its product proline rich Gla (G-carboxyglutamic acid) 2 (gene prrg2). The record is from RefSeq and is a predicted model, not a curated record. The coding region runs from base 151 to 816 and encodes 221 amino acids. Gene Ontology annotation, cellular component: extracellular region. The transcript has 7 exons. Gene Ontology annotation, molecular function: calcium ion binding. Lineage: Eukaryota; Metazoa; Chordata; Actinopteri; Cyprinodontiformes; Fundulidae.